AUGGAGGCAGGUUCGAGUGGAUUCUCUGCCAUGGCACCACCAAUGUUCGAUGGGGAGAAUUAUCAAGCAUGGGCUAUUAAAAUGACAGCUUUUAUGGAAGGUUGUGAUUUGUGGGAAGCGGUGGAAGAAGACUACGAGGUGGCUCCCCUUCCUAACAAUCCAACCAUGGCUCAGAUCAAGCUGCACAAGGAGAAGAAGACCAGGAAGGCAAAGGCAAAAUCGUGUCUUUAUGCUGUUGUGUCACCCACCGUUUUCACCAGAAUCAUGAGGCUUGAGUCAGCAAAAGCUAUUUGGGAUUACUUGAAGGAAGAAUAUGAAGGAGAUGAGAAGAUUAGAGGUAUGAAAGUGUUAAAUUUGUUGAGAGAAUUUGAAAGGCUUCAGAUGAAAGAGAGAGAGACCGUGAAGGAUUUUGCUGAUAAGCUUGUGGAGAUUGCUAACAAGAUUAGAGUGCUGGGAACUGAUAUGAAGGAUGAUAGGCUAGUGCAAAAAAUUUUGGUUUCUGUACCAGAAAGGUUCGAGGCAACUAUUGCUUCAUUGGAGAACACUAAGGAACUUUCAAACAUCAAACUUGCUUAA
Punica granatum (pomegranate) is the source of this 576-nucleotide messenger RNA. Lineage: Eukaryota; Viridiplantae; Streptophyta; Magnoliopsida; Myrtales; Lythraceae. The record is from RefSeq and is a predicted model, not a curated record.